AUGGUGACCAUGGCGACCUCUCCAUCGCACCCCUCCAACAAGCAAGCGCGAAUGCGUGAAAAGGCCGAGGAGAUCAAUUUGGUGUUACUAGAGCCUGAUGUCGAUUUGUGGAAGUUACGAGAGUUGGCCCUGAGUGAAGGAGGACUUGUCAAUGAUACCAUUCGCCGUCGAGCUUGGCCUAAACUGGUGGGUCUUACGAGCAACCGCACCAACAAACUGGAUGAUAUUAGUGAACGCAAGGUUCUGUCGGACAUUCAAGAACGCAAAAUGAUUUCGGUGUUGAGUCCAGCACGCAAAAAGUCUCCCAAGGUGCUCCGACGAGGACCCACUCCGGAACUUGUGACCAAUUUUGGGAAAGACGACAAUAAUAACCCUGGCACGGCCUUUACAGGAGGACCCUUUGAUCAGCACGAUACUACCGCCACGGCGGCUUUGGCCGAAGAUGAUACUACCUCACUGGCAUCCUUUGACGAUUCCGUUCUAUCCAGUCAUGUCGUGGCCUGUAUGGAUGCCGAACAAAUUGAACGCGACGUGACGCGCUGCACGUGGCAUUUGCUGACGGGAGGACAACGAUCCCGACGACGCAUUAUCAUGAACAAACAUCGCAAGAAAAUCUCCAAAAUACUGAGACGCAAACAACGACGAUUGGGGGAUUUGAUUAAUCUCACACUGGCCGUGUCGGAGGAAGACUUGCCUACGGAAGAUCGAUUGUGUUAUUAUCAAGGAUAUCAUGAUGUUGCCAGUAUUUUCUUGGCGGCUCUGGGAGGGGCGUCCAUCAAGGCGAUUGAAAAGCAACAACAACAAACUUCACCAGGGUCGGACGCGGCAGUCCAAGCGGCUACCAUGGGCCUAGAAAUGUCAUCCAAGGUACUUUACCAGGUGUCUCUGUCUCAUUUCCGGGAACCCAUGAGGAAGGACUUUCUACACUUGCAAACGGCACUCCGCAUGGUACUGUUGCCUCUCUUGAGUGUCAUGGACCCGGAGGUACAUGCACACUUGUAUGGCUGUGGAAUGGAGCCGUUCUUUGCCCUCUCAUGGAUGCUGACUUGGUUUUCUCAUGACAUCCGAGAUACGACACUGGUCAAGCGACUCUUUGACUUCUUCCUGUGCAGUCAUCCACUGAUGCCCAUUUAUCUCAGUGUCGCCAUGCUGUGUCACUCAUCCAAUCGACAAGAAAUAUUGGCUACGCCCUGUGAAUUUGCGGAACUACACAGUGUCUUGGCUGGAUUGCCCAAAAACUCGUCCAUGGUUGGCUGGAAGUACCGCGUCGGAGAUGGAUAUGUAUCAGACGACGACGAAAUUGGAGAGGACGGGGAGACUUCGAUUAGUUUGGAUUCCGACAUGCAAAGUAAUGGAAACUCCACCAAUCGCACCCCCGGUGGUAGUCACUCCUUGAACAGUGGCUACAUGGCGAUGAUGCGGCGCGAAGAUUUAAUCUUGUCGGAAGGGCACGCCCAUGUCGUGUCCAUGGGUAUUCCCGCUCAUGUACCCUUUCAAGAAUUGAUUGACACGGCCAUUAAAUUUAUGAGACGGAUACCUCCACGAAAGUUACGCGGUCUUGCCAUGCGAUACUUUGGCCCAAUGCAAGGGGAACCCAUGAUGGCCAUGUAUCCGGGGAUUACCUUGUUCCAACCUCCGCCAUCCUGGGCGUUGGUGGCACGAGCCAAGGCCGAUUGGGUGCUGAAGCAGCGUGGGCGUACGCCGACGCGGGAACCUAGGCGGAGAUACGUAACAACAACACGCAAGAAGGAGGAAGAUGACAGCAACAACGACGAAAAUAAAACCAACCAUGAAGCUGCAGAUCAAAGCGAAAAAGUAACACCGGAAAUGAUCGAAAAGCUGGCGAAGAAGCUGAAAUGGCCCAAAGCUAUGGUUGCGCAAGGAUUUGGUCCGGGAGAAGAGGAAGUUGUCAGGGAACGAAAGCGACGUAGACUGCUCAUGAUUGGAGGAGCUGCCACGGUUGCUGUAUUGGUCAUUGCUGUGGGUGUGGCGCGAAGCCGCAACUCGAGGCUCAAGGGAUCUUCGGGCGGUGGCGAUUUCUUCUUGACGCGCGAAGACGCAGUGUCGUAUGUGAAAUCCACUGGAAGCGCGAGAGGCAAGAACCACCAUCAGAGCGACAACUCGACGGACUGGUGUCUUGUACCAAGCAAUGCUACGUCUGCUCCAACGCUCUCCGUGAUUAGUUCCAACGAGUCGUUGCUUCGAAGGCAUGUCCAGCGAAUCUUGGUGGGCCAGUUCCGACAAGUCUACGCAAAAGUUCAACUUGUGGUAAAAACGGUGGAGUUUCUAAAAUCCAGUGUGAGGGAUCCCGAGUUCCAUGCCAAUAUACAGAAGGCCUUGAGCGAGUCGUUUGCCAAGGUUGGUCGGACUCUCACUGAUUCCCAGGGUCGAGCCAAUGUGCGAAAUGGAGCUGUACGUGCGUCUCAGAAUGUGGGUCGCUCUGCCGUGAAUGCCUUGAAGAAUAUCUUCCUUGUCGCUCGAGAUCAUUUGGGAGGAGAUCAACUGGAGGAGUUGGAGCUCGGAGCAUGA
This is a messenger RNA of Seminavis robusta, 2529 nucleotides long. NCBI's taxonomy places the organism in Eukaryota, Bacillariophyta, Bacillariophyceae, Naviculales, Naviculaceae. The record is from the annotation of a GenBank genome assembly.